Molecule: messenger RNA, 2446 nt
Organism: Acanthopagrus latus (yellowfin seabream)
Lineage: Eukaryota; Metazoa; Chordata; Actinopteri; Spariformes; Sparidae
Product: heterogeneous nuclear ribonucleoprotein D0-like
Exons: 8
Coding region: 1-954 (317 amino acids)
Biological process (GO): regulation of gene expression
Cellular component (GO): nucleoplasm
Molecular function (GO): RNA binding
Source: RefSeq, a predicted model, not a curated record
AUGUCGGACGAUUAUGAAUUCAGCGAUGACACCACCAUGAUGAGAAUGGAGGAGGAUGGGGAGGCGAACAGCGAUGACCCGAUGUCUGCGGCCGGGGACUGUGGCCUGAUGGGGGGCGAGGCCGAGGGAUCCAGAAUCGACGCCAGUAAAAACGAAGAGGAUGAGGGGAAGAUGUUUGUAGGAGGUCUCAGCUGGGACACGACCAAGAAGGACCUGAAGGAUUACUUCUCCAAGUACGGAGAGGUCGUAGACUGCACGCUGAAGCUGGACCCCAUGACAGGCCGCUCCAGGGGCUUCGGCUUUGUGCUCUUCAAAGACCCAGAGAGUGUUGACAAGGUUGCCUCACAGAAGGAACACAAGCUCAAUGGAAAGGUCAUCGACCCCAAAAAAGCCAAGGCCAUGAAGAGUAAGGAGCCUGUGAAGAAGAUCUUCGUCGGCGGUCUCUCUCCUGACACUCCCGAGGAGAAAGUCAGAGAGUACUUCGGUGCCUUCGGAGAGGUGGAGUCUAUUGAACUUCCCAUGGAGAACAAAACAAACAAGAGGAGAGGAUUCUGCUUCAUCACAUUCAAAGAGGAGGAUCCUGUGAAGAGCAUCAUGGAGAAGAAGUACCACAAUAUUGGACUCAGCAAGUGUGAAAUAAAAGUGGCGAUGUCCAAGGAGCAGUACCAGCAGCAGCAGUACUGGGGAGGCAGAGGUGGAUACUCAUCCAGGUCUCGAGGAAGAGGUGGCGGUCCUAAUCAAAAUUGGAACCAGGGUUAUGGCAACUACUGGAACCAAGGCUACGGAAAUUAUGGCAAUUAUGGGUACAAUAAUCAAGGAUAUGGAGGAUAUGGAGGCUAUGAUUACCCUGGUUACAACAACUAUUAUGGAUAUGGUGACUACAACGAUCAGUCCGGUGGAUACGGAAAGUCGCCACGGCGUGGUGUUCACACCAACAGUUACAAGCCGUAUUAAAGGGGGAAACCCUCACCGUCAAGUAGCGGAGCUUCCUUGCAGGCCAUGAGCUGACUCCCAGAUACUCUCAGGGCCCGCUCAAUGCGGACCGGGUACGAGAAGCAUACGCUCUCGAAUGCUGCCAUUUGGUAUGGUCUUACAACAUCCUGUAUCAGCAUUUCUAAACUAAAACAAUAUGGGACACGUCCAGCUUUGUCAUCUUUCUUUCCAUUUUUAAUUUGUUUGCAACUGUUUUGUAAUGUAAAACGUAAAUUUACAUACAUGUAAUUGUCAUUUUUUACAGGCCCUUACUCCCCCACAAGUAAUGAUUUAUAAAUAUGAGAAAAUAACUAUUUGCUUUUCAAAGGAUACGUACAGCUUUCUCUGGACUUCCCAGUUCCUAUUGUUAAUAUAUGCAUUCCUAAUCUUAUCUAAAAUGCUUGUUUCUUUAUUUAGCUCUUGUAGCCAGUAGUCCAUGAGCUAAAACCUGGUUCGUAUUUGGACUCUACUGUGUUGGGGGAUAAAGUGCUUUACUUUGUGUACAUGUAUUGCUCUGUUUUGUCUUACUGACAGCGAUGGAAAAGACUUCUCUUUUGUAACGAAUUUUCCCUCUUAUAACCUUUUGUAAAACAACAAGUGUCGCCACAUUUCCAGAAAUUUGCAUGUAAUGCUUCCUUUAACGUGUAUUUUUUGACCAGUCGAAGGUUUUUCUUCCAUUUAGUAUUUUGGCUUUGACCUCUUCAAUUUAUCACACUUCAGGAUUUCUAGCUUAUGGACUAACUUUUUUUUUUUUUUUUUUUUUUUAAACUGUAAAAUGUUAAAAUAAUUGUUCUCAGUUUCUUUUUCUUUUUUUAACAUUGGACAUUAUAAACACGGGGGAUUCCUAUUUUAUUUUUCUUUCUUUCUUUCUUUCUAAUUUAACUCGUUCUUCGUUCAUCUGGAGCUGAUUUUGUGUCUGUUUUGUUUUUUCGUAGGUUUCAGAGUGAUGAAAGAAAAGACAGCUGUGGGCUGGCGGAGCGUUGAGCCAGAGAGAGAUGAUGGUCUCCAGCAAAGAUCACUAGCUGAUUGUAAAAUAAUAACUGAGGAGCACUUUGACCUACAGCACAUUUCCUCUCCAGUAUUUGUUGUAUCUUAAAACUUUUGGAUUUUUUGGAUGUUUUGCAUUAAUUUAGAUUCCUGCAAAGUUUGAGCGGUCUGCGUUCUCCUUCCCUUCUUGUUUUUUGUAUUUAUUGUCAUCAUAUGCUAAUUGUGAAAUCGCUUCCUUCAUUAUUACAUUACCGAGAUGUUAGAUUGGUUGCAGCAGGUCACACAUAUAUAACAGUUCUGUGUAGCAAAGAUUUAAAAACAAAACAAACAAAAAAAAACGUUAUUACAAUUUAUCCUCUUUAUCAUAGUCAUCAGUCAUAUAUUACAAUAUGUUAUUACAGAGUUUGACAUUCAUGAACAUACAGAAUAUAUAUACACAGGUAAUUAUACAUCAAGAAAUGUGACAAAUAAAGAUAUUAAACUCUUA